GUAAAAUACCGUCCGAAAUGGUUCAAUGGGACUGGCAACACUGCUAUGGCUUGCAUUGGGGUCAUUUUGGGUAUUUGGAUGUGUUUUGGUCAAAAACCGAAAAAUAUUCUUAACUAUUAGCACCCUCAAAGCUAAUAAAUGCUAAUUUCACCGAUAGUCUGCUGAAUAAAGUGUUUCGCACUGCAUUGGGUAAUAAAAGUUUCAUAAAACCUUCAUACUUCUGGUGUUGAGUUGUACAAAACCACACUAUAAGAUGGAGGAUGGCAUGGACAUAGAGGAACAUGAUCUGUUGAACAACCCUACUGUGAGGAGCGUGUUUCCAGAUCUUGCCGUUCUCAAACAAGAAAUUAUUGAUUUUGAUACAAGUGAAGGUGUAGCACCAGAAACAUUUACAACGUCGCCGGAAGUAUCAAAGAUAAAUGAAAACAAAAAUCAACUACACAAUUUAACGGUCUACAAUGGGGAUCAUCCUACCGAGUGCUCCACUCAAGACCUGGAUGUGAAACCUGACCACCUGUGUACUGACAUGGAUGACACAAUAACUGUCAAGGGCAACAGUUUGACAGAAUUUGAUGAAGUUGAAACUGAAAUCAAGAAGGAAUCAGAGAAUGUUGUAGCAAAUGAAUUGCUAUAUUACAGGAACAGAAUUAUACUCGGCAAGAUACAAGUAGAUGAGUCUGACGAAGAACGAGAAAUUUAUGCACCAGCUGACUGUAAUAAUGUUGUAAACAACAAAACAAACAAUGAUCAAGAUUUGGCAGUGUCAAUAUACACUGAUGAAAAUAGAAGCAUGAGGAUAACUAAACAGUAUUAUGAAAUGGAAAAAUGUAUGCAAGCGAAAAUUAUUCUAACUAACUGUUAUACAACUCUAUUGAACCAUAACUGUUACUGUGCUCAGUGUGCAGUGUUGUUCCCCACCACUGAAGCGUAUAGUGAACAUUACACGAGCACACACACCGAGACCACUAACUCAACCAAAGCCUCGGCUUCUCUAGUAAUACGUAAAAAAAUAAUGUACCCACGUGAGCAGGCAUUUGUUUGUGACACCUGCGAGAAAACAUUCAGCAAUAGAAGUAGCUUGAUACAGCACAUGUUAAUUCACACUGGCGACAAGCCAUUCGAGUGUGACAUUUGCACGAAAUCAUUCUACCGAAGAAGUCAUUUGAAGAGCCACAAGUUAAUUCACACUGGAGAAAAACCAUUUCAGUGUGAAACUUGCAAGAAAACAUUCAGAUAUAUAUCGGCUUUACAACAACACAAAUUAAUUCACGCUGGGGAAAAGCCCUUUCAGUGUGACAUUUGCAAGAAAUCCUUCAAUCACAGAAGUGCUAUAAAAAGGCACAAGUUAAUUCACACUGGCGAAAAGCCAUUCCAGUGUGACAUUUGCACGAAAACAUUUUACCUAAGAUGUCAUUUGAAGAGCCACAAUUUAAUUCACACAGGAGAAAAACCAUUUGAGUGUGAAACUUGCAAGAAAACAUUCAGAUAUAUAUUGUCUUUAAAACAACACAAGUUAACUCACACUGGUGAAAAGCCAUUCCAGUGUGACAUUUGCACUAAAAAAUUUAGCCAAAGAUGUCAUUUGAAGAGCCAUAUUAAGUUAACUCACACUGGCGAAAAGCCAUUCCAGUGUGACAUUUGCACUAAAUCAUUCUACCGAAGAUGUCAUUUGAAGACCCACAAGUUAGUUCACACUGGCGAAAGGCCAUUCCAGUGUGACAUUUGCAAGAACACAUUUCACGUAAUAAGAAAUUUGAAGAGGCACAAGUUAGUACACACUGGGGAAAAGCCCUUCCAGUGUGACGUUUGCAAAAAAAAGUAUGGUUCAAGGAGUCAUUUGAUUCGCCACAUGAGCGUUCACACUGGCAAAAAGCCUUACGAAUGUGAUGUCUGUCAUAGAAGAUACCGAUACUCGGAUUCUCUGAAGCAUCACAAAAGUCUCAAACACUAAAAUUUUCUUCUUUACAUAACCGAUUAUGAUUUUAAGUUGAGAAAACAGGCCUAUUACAUAAGAACAAUUGAAAUUUCAAUAAUUAUGAUUGGUAGGUAAUUAAAAGCUUGGUGGCUUGGCUCAAAGGCUCUCUCUUGCUAUCGCAUUGUGGGUACGAUUGAGCCAGGUAGGUACAACUCGUGCUGGAUUAUUUAAUUAUAUUUUUUUAGUUUAUUAUUUUUAUGUUAUCAUUUAAAUAAUUUAUUGCACAAACUUACAUUUGUGCGUAGGCGAACUUAAUUCUAAAAGCAUUAUCUUCCAGUUAACCUUGGGCUUUGUGGAGAAAGUGAUAGGUAGUGUGAUAGACUGUGAGUUAAUUUUGUUUAAUAUCUAUAAACACUAGAAUAUAUACUUACUUAUACAUAAU
Molecule: messenger RNA, 2357 nt
Organism: Plutella xylostella (diamondback moth)
Lineage: Eukaryota; Metazoa; Arthropoda; Insecta; Lepidoptera; Plutellidae
Biological process (GO): regulation of transcription by RNA polymerase II
Cellular component (GO): nucleus
Molecular function (GO): RNA polymerase II cis-regulatory region sequence-specific DNA binding; DNA-binding transcription factor activity, RNA polymerase II-specific
Source: RefSeq, a predicted model, not a curated record